Messenger RNA from Perognathus longimembris pacificus (Pacific pocket mouse), 5205 nucleotides. RefSeq names its product endoplasmic reticulum aminopeptidase 1 (gene Erap1). NCBI's taxonomy places the organism in Eukaryota, Metazoa, Chordata, Mammalia, Rodentia, Heteromyidae. The transcript has 19 exons. The record is from RefSeq and is a predicted model, not a curated record. Gene Ontology annotation, biological process: peptide catabolic process; proteolysis. Gene Ontology annotation, molecular function: metalloaminopeptidase activity; zinc ion binding; peptide binding. Gene Ontology annotation, cellular component: cytoplasm. The coding region runs from base 8 to 3211 and encodes 1067 amino acids.
GGCAGCCAUGGCCACCGGAGAGGCCUCAAAAGACCCGUGCAGAGGAAGGGCUCGGGCCGCAGAGCUUCUUCCUCCCCGCUGUAUCCCUCCCAGCGCAGACUCACAAGUUCUAGGGGCGCAUGGCACCUACCCACGAUCCGCCCUGGGGACAGUGCCUUCUUCCCCCAGAGACGCCACUCCCGGGGUCCCUACCCUCCAGCUCCCGCCGCGGCCCGGGGCUCCCAGCGCCCGCGGCCCGGCCCCGGCCGGCGCGUCCCCACGCCCGCCCGCCCGCCCGCCGCUUCCCGCUCCGCUUUCACUUUCGGUCCCCGGGCGUGGCGGAGGCGGCGGCGGCGCGCAGGUGACGGGCGGCGGCCCCAGACCCCCAGGUAGGUUCAGCAAGAUGAUGAUGUCUCCAUCCUUCAAAUGGCCACGCCCAAGUAUGUCACUGUCAUUCCUACUUUCCUUGCGGUUGACUCUCUUAGCUGUGUCAGCUCUAGCACAGUAUCAGCACAGUGACCCCACAUCUCCAAAAGCUAGUGAUGGGACACCAUUUCCUUGGAACAAAAUACGCCUUCCUGAGCAUGUUCUCCCCAUUCAUUACAAUCUCACCAUCCAUGCAAACCUGAGCACCCUGACUUUCUGGGGUACCACAGAAGUAGAGAUCACAGCCAGCCAGUCUACCAGCACCAUCAUCCUGCACAGUUACCUCCUGCAGAUAUCCAGGGCUACCCUCAGGAAACAGGCUGGAACACCUGAGCAACCACUGCGAGUCCUGGAAUACCCACCUCAUGAACAAAUCGCUCUUCUAGCGCCCGAGCCUCUUCUUACUGGACACAGGUAUACGGUUAUCAUCAACUAUGCUGGCAAUCUCUCUGAGCACUUCCACGGGUUUUAUAAAAGCACCUACAGAACCAAGGAUGGGGAAAUGAGGGUACUUGCAUCCACGCAGUUUGAACCAACUGCAGCUAGAAGGGCCUUUCCCUGCUUUGAUGAACCUGCCCUAAAAGCAAAGUUUUCAAUCCAAAUCAGAAGGGAGCCAAAGCAUUUGGCCAUCUCCAAUAUGCCAUUGGUGAAAUCUGUAACUCUUGCUGAAGGAUUAAUAGAGGACCAUUUUGACGUUACUGUGAAGAUGAGUACCUACCUUGUGGCCUUCAUUAUUUCAGACUUUAAGUCUGUCAGCAAGAUGACCAAGAAUGGAGUCAAGGUGUCUGUGUAUACUGUGCCUGACAAGAUUAACCAAGCAGAUUAUGCAUUGGAUACUGCAGUGACUCUUCUAGAAUUUUAUGAGGAUUAUUUCAACAUUCCAUAUCCUCUCCCAAAACAAGAUCUCGCUGCGAUUCCUGACUUUGCAUCUGGUGCUAUGGAAAACUGGGGCCUGACCACGUACAGAGAAUCCUCUCUGUUAUUUGAUGCAGAAAAAUCUUCUGCUUCCAGUAAGCUUGCAAUCACAAUGAUUGUGUCCCACGAACUGGCCCACCAGUGGUUUGGAAACCUGGUCACAAUGGAAUGGUGGAAUGACCUUUGGCUCAAUGAGGGAUUUGCCAAGUUUAUGGAGUUUGUGUCUGUUAGUGUAACCCAUCCUGAACUAAAAGUAGAGGAUUAUUUCUUAGGCAAGUGUUUUGAUGCAAUGGCGGUGGAUGCAUUAAAUUCCUCACACCCUGUGUCUACACCAGUGGAGAAUCCUGCUCAGAUUCGGGAGAUGUUUGAUGAUGUAUCUUAUGAGAAGGGGGCUUGUAUUCUGAAUAUGCUGAGAGAUUUCCUGGGUGCUGAUGUGUUUAAAAGUGGAAUUGUGCAAUAUCUCCUUAAGUACAGCUAUAAAAACACAAAAAACGAUGACCUGUGGGAUAGUAUGGCAAAUAUUUGCCCCACAGGUGAUACUCAGACAACAGGUGGCUUUUGCUUCAGAAGUCAGCACUCUUCAUCCUCACACUGGCAUCAGGAGGGGACAGAUGUGAAAACCAUGAUGAACACCUGGACGCGGCAGAAGGGCUUUCCCUUGAUAACCAUCACUGUGAGAGGGAGGAAUGUCCACAUGAAGCAAGAGCACUAUAUUAAGGGGUCUGACAGCACCCCAGGAACUGGGUACCUAUGGCAUGUUCCAUUGACAUUCAUCACUAGCAAAUCACACUCUGUCCAGAGGUUUUUGCUGAAGACAAAAACAGAUGUGCUCAUCCUCCCAGAAGCAGUGGAAUGGAUCAAGUUUAACGUGGGGAUGAAUGGCUAUUACAUUGUGCAUUAUGAGGAUAAUGGAUGGGAUUCUUUGACUGGUCUUUUAAAAGGAACCCACACAGCGAUCAGCAGUAAUGAUCGGGCGAGUCUCAUUAACAAUGCAUUUCAGCUUGUCAGCAUUGGAAAGCUAUCGAUUGAAAAAGCUUUGGAUUUAACCUUAUACUUGAAGCAUGAAACAGAAAUUAUGCCUGUGUUCCAAGGUUUGAAUGAGCUGAUACCUAUGUAUAAGUUAAUGGAGAAAAGAGAUAUGAAUGAAGUGGAAAUGCAAUUCAAGGCUUUCCUCCUCAGGCUGCUGAAGAACCUCAUUGAUAAGCAGAUCUGGGCCGAUGAGGGCUCUGUCUCAGAGAGAAUGCUGCGGAGUCAGCUCCUCCUCCUCGCCUGCGUGCGCAAGUACCAGCCCUGCGUGCAGAGGGCAGAAGGCUACUUCAAAAAGUGGAAGGAAUCUAAUGGGACUAUGAGCCUGCCGGUCGAUGUGACCACAGCAGUGUUUGCUGUCGGCGCACAGAACACUGACGGCUGGGAUUUUCUUUAUAAUGAAUACCAGUCUUCUUUGUCCAGUACCGAGAAAAGCCAAAUUGAAUUUGCCCUCUGUAUGAGCCAAGCCAAGGAAAAGCUCCAGUGGCUAUUAGAUGAAAGUUUUAUGGGAGAUAGAAUAAAAACUCAGGAAUUUCCACAUAUUCUUAUCCUCAUUGGCAGAAACUCUGUGGGCUAUCAACUGGCAUGGCAGUUUCUGAGAGAAAAUUGGAAUAAACUUGUACAAAAGUUCGAACUUGGCUCAUCUUCCCUAGCCCACAUGGUGUUGGGAACAACAAAUCAAUUCUCCACCAGAACUCGUCUUGAAGAGGUAAAAGGAUUCUUCAGCUCUUUGAAAGAAAAUGGUUCUCAGCUUCGUUGUGUUCAACAAACAGUUGAAACCAUCGAGGAAAAUAUACGCUGGAUGGACAAGAAUUUUGAUAAAAUCAGAGUAUGGCUGCAAAGUGAAAAGCUUGAACUGUUGUAGCAAGCUGUUUCUUGCCAAGUUCCUGUGACUUAUAAUCAUGAAAGUGUUAUUUAAUGUGGACAUUUAAUAGAUUGGGUAUACUUUCAAACUGGAGAUGGCCAUUUUGGCUCUUUCUGAAGAUACUUUUCAAUGUUUAGUCAUUGGAACAUUUCUGGAUGAUUUAGAAAUUUCUGGUUUUUUUUAAAAAAUUCAUUUUGCUGGAGAUUGAAAUAGUCUUACACAUAUCUAACCCAUUCAUUUUUGAGAGAAGACUGCAUGCUAGUUGUUCAACAUGUUUAACAGUAAUGCCCUGAAAUGUAAAUCCAAGUAAUGGAUUCCCUGCUAUAGAGGAGUGAAGUUCCUCAAGUUUACUUUAUAUUUUAUGCUUAAACUCCAGUGUCCAGACCCCUGUGCCCCAUGAAUUUAUCACUCAGAAGCUGUUUUGUCAAUGUCCCCCUCUAAGACUUUUAAUAGUACUGAGCAAUGGAUACUGGAUCAGUAACUAAGAUGGAACAUGGCUGGGUAGCUCUUCUGCUUAUCCCUUCAGAUCUGUAUUUACUCUCUCUUCCUGGAUUCAUGUCUGACUCAGGGCACAAGACAUUGGGUUUCCUUGCCCUCUGGAUUUUGGUCCAUAGCCCCGGAAGCUUCUAGAAAUGGUUGAAGGAAGAAUAGGUACAGGUAUAUAUUUCCUUGCUUCUUUGCAGGUUGCUUUAUACUGGGGUCUAAGGUCUUAGCUUCAGAGAAGCACCCAUCUUUUCCACACAGUCUUCUCCAUCUCUGGGCUUGGUUAAGUACUUCCUUCUCUCAUCCCUACUGGACUGAGAGCCACAGGACGAGAAGCUACACAGAUUAGGAGCCUAGCAGUGCUCAGGGUUGUAAAUACCUACCUGUCCACCACCUUUAUAAAGUCCUUGCAUAGAACUGUUCUCAGAUAAGUCUAAUUUGACUGCCAGUUUCCUCAGAGAUCCUGACAGCAUCCCUUCUGAAUAAGCAGUUGUUGGCAUUAAGCUCUAUGGAAGAAGCGCCACUUGCUAAAGUUGUGAUGGAGAGAUGUUGAUCCUUAAGAAGGGAGGCAGUGCUUACUCUCUUCUCACUGAGCCUAGUUUUUAAUUGCUAAAUAACUCAAUCUUGGUAUUUGUUGCCAAUAAAUCAUUUCAGAACCACCAACAAAUGAUGGCAUACUGAGAAACUGAAAAUAUUUGCUUAUAUUAGACUAAGUGAAGACAGUGUAGUGUUUCGUUUGAAGUCAUACAAAAGAACAUGUGGCAAAAGUUCAAGAUAAGGAACAUGACUUAAUGUGAAAGAUGUCAAAAUGUGUUGCUCUCAUAUAUGACAGAAUAGAGUGAUAUUUUGAGAUAUAAAUGUGUCACCUUUUCUUUGCUGUGAAAAAACACUUGAGAAAAGGCAAGAUUUCUUCUGGCUGAAGGUUUCAGAAGUGUUGGUAAUGGCAAGCGAUGCCACUGUUGUGGGCUCGUGUGCGGCUGCAGGACCAGGUGACGCAGGAGGCUGCUCAGCUCAUAGCAGCUGGGAAGUAGAGAAAGAGCCAGAGAAGAUGGACCCCUGGAGACCCACUUCCUCCCAUUCACUGACGAGGUCAUCAAUUGGCUAAUCCAUUGAUAAAAUUAAUGCCUCAUACUUCACCCUCUUAAUUCUGUCAUCACUAGGGUUUGAGCUUACAACACGUGUGCCUUUUGGUUAUGGGGGGGCAGCUUAAUAUUCCAACCAUAACAAACAUGAUUAUAGUUCUAUUUUUUAUCUAUUGUUAUGGUUGAAGGCUUGAGGAUUAAAUACAGGAAUUAAUUACUGGGAAAUGCUUCCCCAGGCUACUUUGCUUCCGAGAAAAAAAAAAUACACAACCAAGACUUUGAUGUAAAAUAUUUUAAUUGUAUUUAUAUCAGUGAAACAGAGAUAGCAAUUUUCAAUUUUGGUCACCUAUCUUCAUUUUUUGAAAAGCCAAUUUGUUAGACAAUAUUACAAGGUGCAGAAUAAACAUUGUAAUAAAUGUGUGUUCUUUA